Penicillium angulare is the source of this 201-nucleotide messenger RNA. RefSeq lists its product as uncharacterized. The record is from RefSeq and is a predicted model, not a curated record. The transcript has 2 exons. Bases 1 to 201 code for a protein of 66 amino acids. Lineage: Eukaryota; Fungi; Ascomycota; Eurotiomycetes; Eurotiales; Aspergillaceae.
AUGCUGAGAGCGUACUACAAGAAUGCCCUUGUCUGGAAAUACAUACUCCCAAAUCUGGUUGAUGACGAUGUUUUUCAUUUUAUGCUGCAAUGGCCAGCUCUCAAGAAGGCACCAACUGGGCGAGAUGGCGCAUACUACACUAAAGAUCCAUUGGACUUUGUUACUCUGUACUUCAAGCAGAAGAAACCGCAAGCAACUUGA